UAAUCAAACGUGAUCUUUUAAAUGGGCAAUUGAAAUUUAUACAAAGUGAAAAAUAUAAGCUUUUAAAUAUUAAUUUGAUGAACUUAUACUGUUUAUGGGAUGUCAGAAGCUCAACCGAACAACACAAAAGAAAACGAAGAAGGAAAAGAUUAUAAAAAACAACACCCCGACGAGAAAAUUGAAACAAAAAGCUGCAAAAUUCAGGAUGAAGGAGCGACAAUUUCAGACAGCGAAAAUUCGAAUAGGAAGGACAUCGUUCUCGAUAUGACUAGCGAGAUAGUUCAAGCUUUGGAACAAGAAUUGAGCGAGAGAAAGAAGCAAAUAGUAACUUCAUUUCAACUGCAGGAAUUAAACAGUACAGCUAGAUCGCGACGAAGAUCUAGUGUUAAAUCAAAUAUAGUCAUAUGGAGCCGAGCAGAAGAACACUAUGUUGCUGGUAGUGAUGAAAAAGAUCCUAUAAAGUGCAUUUCCUCAUUGACAAAAGCUAUAUCUCUCAAACCAACAGAAUGCAAAUACUACAUUGAGCGAGGAGAGAAAUUUCUACAACUUUGUGACUUUCAAUCUGCAAUCCUAAAUUACAAGAAAGCAUGUAUAUUAGACCCUGAUGAAGAUCAAUAUUAUUCAAGAUUAGCAUCAAUAUAUUAUACUAAAGGACAAUGUUUAUUUGAUUGUAAAAAAUAUGCUGAUGCAUUAGAGUGUUUCUCACGAGCAGCAGAAAUGAAACCAGAUGUAAUUGGCUACCAUACUCGCAGCGUUGCUUGCUUGGCAGCAUUACAGAGGCAUGGAGAAUGCUUGGCUUUGGUCAACAAAAGGUUGAAUGUUGAAAAUGACAAUGCUGAUCUGUUGAUUAUGAGAGCUAGACUUCAUCAACUGUUUAGAAAUGACAGUCUGAGUUACUACGAUAUCACGGAUGCCCUGAAGUUGGACCCAGAUCACUCUGAAGCCAAAAUGAUGUUGGGUGUAUUGAUUGCAAAAGCGGAAACUUUUAAAGAACAGGGCAUCAAACUUCAACUUCUUGGUAAGACACAGGAGGCUUUACUGAAGUUUUCAAAUGCAGUCGAAUCAAACCCUGGCUGUGCGGAAUAUCAUAUAUUUCGGGGAGCCUUGCACCGUCAGUUGUCAGACUUCAACUCUGCCAUUGACGAUUAUCUUGUUGCUAUGGAUAAACAAGAUCAUGAUUUCUCUCACAAAGUUUAUAAAGAAGCUCAAAGACAGCUGUUGCUCUGUUACAACGAUUUUGCCGUCGAGUGCUUUAGUAAGGCAUUUUAUGAAGAAGCAAUCGUUUUGUUGAACAAAGCAAUAAAAGAAGAGAAGAAUGAAAAGGGAUUGUAUAUCAACAGAGGAGACUGUUUCUUCAGAAUGUUCGAGUUCGACUUCGCUCUCAGUGACUACAACCAAGCUUUGGAAAUAGAUGUCAAGGAUUGUUCAGUCAAAGUUCGUCUUUCAGUGGUUUAUAAUGAACUUGGAUUACUUAGUUAUGCUGACAAACGAUACGUCCAAGCUUUCGAGUAUUUUGACUUAGCGAUUCAGUACAAUCCGAAGGUUUCUGUCUACUACACGUCGCGGGCUCGGGCAAGAUACAUGUUAGAGGACUAUGAAGGAGCAAAAUAUGAUGUGACGUGUUGUUUGAGCCUGGAGCCAAGUAAUCGGAGUAUUAUGUCGUUAUUUUCGAGACUUUAUCCAGACAAAUCUAUCGAAGAUAUAUUACAGUCUCCAACUGGGAUUCUUGUAGCACAGUCCGUACAACAAGCGAUCAGUGAAGUGUUUCCUGUUUUGUGGAGUAACUACUCUAUGAAAGGUAGUAAAGACCUUGCUGUAAGGUCAGUUUUACCACCCAUAAAUGAACAGAAAUUAAAAUUGUGUCUGAAAGAGAAGGAUUUUCAUUCCAAUCAUAUUGAUAGUAAAUUCCAGUCUUCCAAAAAGGUGAAAAAAGCUUUAAAUGAUCGUAAAAGUUUGGAAUAUAAAGGACCUCGUAUUUCAAGCGAGACAAUCGACAAACAAGCCAGCGUCUCAACAGAACGUUAUAAAUUUGGGAAAGGUGGCAGCAAACCUAUCCUGAAUCAAAGGACGAGAAUUAAAGUUGGUACAAAACGGAUCGCAUUUAUGCAAGCGUAAGCAAUGUCAGUAUGUAUGCUAUUUCUUCCAUAAACGCAGCAUAAUAUUUUGUUCCAAGUUUUCGUUCUGUGUUCAAUCCUGU
Dendronephthya gigantea is the source of this 2197-nucleotide messenger RNA. Its product is annotated as tetratricopeptide repeat protein 16-like. Lineage: Eukaryota; Metazoa; Cnidaria; Anthozoa; Malacalcyonacea; Nephtheidae. Gene Ontology annotation, molecular function: protein binding. The transcript has 11 exons. The record is from RefSeq and is a predicted model, not a curated record. Bases 100 to 2115 code for a protein of 671 amino acids.